This is a messenger RNA of Ostrea edulis (European flat oyster), 8333 nucleotides long. Its product is annotated as carbohydrate sulfotransferase 15-like. The transcript is spliced from 9 exons. The record is from RefSeq and is a predicted model, not a curated record. Bases 4654 to 6126 code for a protein of 490 amino acids. Gene Ontology annotation, biological process: hexose biosynthetic process. NCBI's taxonomy places the organism in Eukaryota, Metazoa, Mollusca, Bivalvia, Ostreida, Ostreidae. Gene Ontology annotation, molecular function: N-acetylgalactosamine 4-sulfate 6-O-sulfotransferase activity.
AGCCAAUCAGAGCUUCGUCUAUCCGCAUGAAUGGAAAAUAAACAAUUUACCCGAGGGUAGCAGACGAAUAGAUCCCGAGACGACCGACUCCUGGACGCGGGGGGAUCGACAGAGUUUGAUAAUCAGCAGUAGGUAAGGGCUUCAUUUUAUCAGAUGUUUGUGAUUUCUUACAGUGAAUGAUUGUUCGGUUCCUAGCGUGGUGUGGACAAUCCACACACGAUUUAUAUUGAUUGUAAAAUUCUAUUCAAUUUUUUACUCCACGUUGGUUUCUAUCAAAGCAGUAAAGUUCGAAUCAUUAAACACUAUUCAUGCCCCUCUCUCCAGUGUAAAUAAAAUUUUAACUUUUUAUAUUGGUCCAAUGUACGUACGGGUUGUCAGUACACUAUGACGAAAUUACCUGUCUGUACAACACACCUGAAUAAUGUGUAUUUCGUUUACCUUUGUGUCGUACAUGUUUAACUGUGAAGUCUUCACACAGGUAGAUGUAAACAAAGAUAACAUUUCGUAGUGAUAUUACAUUGUGCUGAGAAAAGAAAGGCUUGACCGGAAAGGGCACAGAUCUAGGUAUUUCACGGGAGGUAUCAUAACCUUAAUAAGACACGGGGUUAUGAUUGUACACUCUUUCUCAAACUGGGUUCCAGGACGUCCUUGAAAAAUGAAACAACUUGAUAUCUUCUAAUUUUUCAGAGUGACUAAAUCUAAUCACAAUGAAAACUAAAAUAGAUCUGAACUCUUUGAUUCUAUACAUUUAAUUAUAUACAGACAUUUAAUUAUGUACAUUUCGUGAACUCUACUCUACUUCUGUAUAAUUAUAUAUACUGGAUAUAACAUCCUUCUCAACGACGUCCAAAUUAAGCGUACCUCCUUAAAUGUAAACUAGCCGAGUUUCUACGUAAGUUGUACUCAGCGUGUGAUGUGAUUUUGGGAAGAACAGAUCAAUACAAAAAAAAAAGGGGGGGGGGAUAUUGUAAUCUUUUCAGUUUUUAGCCAACAAAACGUUCAGGACACAAUGGCAGGCGAUCGAUAUGGCUUCCGCACCUUCUGAUAGGAUUGGUACGAAUCACGCCAUUUCGGAAACUCAUUAUUCUGGUUUCCUUAAAUAGGAUAUCUGAAAAUUAAUAGAUCGAGGGAUUUUUGUUAAAGGGAUUUGUUGGUUGCCCAGGGAAAAUGACGUAAUCAACUAAACUUAAUCACAUGGUAUGAUAAAAACAGUAUUGCAAUAAAAUCAUAAACAUGCACCUGUAUGUAACGUGUGUACGAUGCUAUUUGUAUUAUUUUUAAAAAUCAAUUAUUAAAAAGAUAUAUCUUAUUUAAACGACGAAUCGGUAGUGUUUUUACUUGUGGUUAAUACAUAAUUCGUCAAAACAUAAAAAUUAAAAAAAAAUCUUCUGUGAUUCAUAGCUUCGUUAAACAUGAAAAAGUGAGAUCCGCCAUAUCAAUGGUAAUGCACUGAAUUCCCCGCAAAGGUCAGACUGAGGUCGGAAUGUAAACAGCCACAUGUCUGAGCCAUUACUGUACAAUACGGCUAUAAUCUCCAUGUGUGUAGUAAUGUGAAACCCCCUCUCACGGGAAAAAACGAGCGAGGAGUUUGACCUCUUCAGCCACUCAUAAAACGGUGUGUUUAAAAAAAAUGAGGGGGGGAGGAUGUGUGUGUGUAAUAAAAUCAGCUGUAACAAAUGUUCGUUGAAUACCGUGAGUCGAGUAACCGUUUACACAAUUAAUAUCACGUUAUAUAUAAGUUAAUGCGAACCUAGAGCUCCACACACUCAUCAUGUGACGUAAUAAUCAUAUCGUCCUUAGAGAUUCUGAAGAUAAUCGGAUGUCUUUCAUCUCACGUUGGAAACCACACAAAGAAAGUCUUCAAACGUUUAUAAGGAGCCGACUGGCUCCGGAAGGGGAUUAUAUCUCAGCUAAUGACUGUAUUAACGCAACACAUGCUUCGACGUGCAAAUUAUGGGGGAGCGUGUCCUUCAACAUAGUGCAGAAGAGGCGCGCGAGGGGAUCGAAGAGAUGAGUGAAGGGGGGUAAUUAUGGAGAUGAUUAUAGAAUUGAUUUCCAGCAGUGCAUGAGCUAUAUGUCUCCAAAAUAUAACAUGUCAAAUAACAUUUCUAACGGCAAUGUACCCCCCCCCCCCCCCCCCCAAACACAACACUCAAACAAACCAACUGGCUUUUUCGUAUAUAAUCUUUAAAUUCAAAGGGUGUAAAGUUGACCUUUCUCCUGGAAUGUGAAGUUCUACCUUGGAUAUUUUAAGACAGCGUGGUCUGAGUUGCUGUCUGCCUCUUAACUUGAAACUUUCCUUGAAGAGUCUGUAUGACAGAUCGAGGGAUAACCCCACUGUAAUUAAGGUCAAAAAGUUCAAGGUAACAUAUUGUGGUAAUUGGUUUCUUACAAUGUAAGCGAAGUCGCAAAAUAUUAUUGAGUUUUAGCAAUGAAAUUUAACUGGAGCGUCUCUGCGACUACAUAUUAACCAUUAUUGAUUUUUAGUCAAAAGGGUAAAGUCACGGGUUCAUACGCAUUUUAUGAAGUAAUUUGCAUACGAUAUUCUAAAUCUUGAAGGUCUCUCUUUUAGCUGCUAUCUGUAGCCUUCUCCGACUUUGAACUUUUUAAUAAUUUGGGGGAAAUAUCGGAAUGGUAGCAAUCGAGUACAGGUAAAUUAUUGAAGUAAGGUCUCAAUCAUAAAAUGAUGUUUCAUACAAAGGUCAAGGUCGGGUAAUAAAUUGUAUAUGGGUAAUAUUGCUGAUAUUGCGAUUUAGUACUGGAAGUCCGCAAGUUAAGUCUUUAUGAAAUACCCCCCCCCCCCUUUUUAAAAUCAGAGUUCAUAUGAAUAUACACCAACUGCACUGGUCAGUGUUACUGUAAUGUUACCUACACUAAUCAGUGGCGGAUUUAGAGGGGCCAGGGGCGCGUUCUAUCACCCCUUUCUUGCCACAGAUUUACAAGGCAUUACUAGCACUAGCAUAUAUGAAUGAGAACUCCAGAUUUGACACCCAUGAUCGCUGAGUAUUUUGGCUAAUACUUUACUUUUACAUGCCUCCCUUCUUUCGAAAACCCUGGAUCCGUCACUGCUGAUCAGCCUUACUGUAAUGUUUCACUGAUCAGCUUUAAGGAGGUAUUGUAUAUCGUCAUAAUGGUUGACAUCCUUUUAAAACAUGGAUGAAAAUAUAAAUAUCAGCAAUAUUUGCCUUUUCAUCUCAAAAAUCAUCGCCUAGCUGAGUAGCUCAGUAAGUUAGCACGUCGAACUGAAGAUCACGGGUUCGAGUACAACAGAGGAUUCAAAUUUUGUUCAGGUUUUUUUUUUUUUUUUUUUUUUUUUACUAAAACUGCAUUUUUUGAUUAAAUAAAGUAAAUUUGAUAGUUUUCAAUUUCAAAAUAUUGUUGUACACAGUGACGGAUUUAAGGGGGGCAGCCCCUAAAAUUUUCAAAUUUAAGGUAAAUCGUGGUAUCUUGUUUAGAAAAAUGUACUAAACGAUAAAAGAAGCAAUAAUUUCUUCCAUUCCCGGAGAAAUAAAUGACAAAAUCCUUUGAUUUCUUGAAUUACUUUAUUGGGAGAACUAUUUUUUUCCAAAACCCUUAAAAUGUGCGUCAUUUUACUAUUUCACCUUAUUAAAAUGACAGAAAAUAGUACAAAUUACUUAAAUAGAAGACAUAUUUCAAGCCCUAUAAAAUCUAUAAAAUCCAGGAGCUUCCGGGGACCCCCUCAAGGCGACCCCCAGACCCCCUACCUCAUAAAGUGCCCCCCCCCCCCCCGUAACCGCAAUUUCUGAAUCCGCCCCAGGUACAUCUCCACUUUUCAUCCAUUACAUCUGGUGUAGCAUACAUAUGUACCUCCUUAAAUACUGUAAUGUUGUGAUUAGUUGUCACACUAUGUUUUUGGUGUUGGUCAGACGUUGAGACCUAUAAAUUGCAGCUGAACAGAGAGUGCAUGAACACGAUCGUAACCCUAUUUAAUUUUCUCCUGCUGCUAACUUUGAAAAUAAAAUCCACAAAAAUAUUCAUUUUCAAUCCGCUCUACCCCUUUGAUGAUAUAAUGGAUAAAUUGCCGAUGGGCAUUUUUUCCCUUCUUUUAAAAGUUGGUUCAGUAAUUUUCUACAAUUAAAUUGUUGUUAACGUCUAAAUUUUUGUCUAGUUUUCAGUAGUAUAGGUUAAUUGAUUAAAGUAAAUGUCCAUGGCCGUGCACAUUUAAAGUUGUUUAUUUAAAACUGAGAGAGAGAAAAAAGAGAGAGAGAGAGGAGAGAGAGAGAGAACAGCAGGCGUUCAAGGCCUUCUGUUAACUUCCGGUGUACUCAGUGCUAAGCCACUAGCUAGCCAUUGUGUUAUUUAUGUGUGUGUAGAUCGCCCACUGCCACUCACCAGAUUUAUAGACAAACAACACGCCUCAUGGAUUUACAUACAGGUCUGUGUGUAUAUAUUUUAUUGCGAAAUCACGUCAUUCCUACCCAAGUUUAUUUACCAGAUUGAUUUAGUAUAAGCUGUUGAAGAUGCGCAUGUGAGAGUGUUUAAGAAAAAUUAUUAUAAGAUCUUAGGACGGAUUAACUGGGGAGAGGAAGCUAGCUGUUUGAUUAAGCCGUCUUCAAAAAUCGGUAAUUUUGUCUCUUCGACCAAUAGUGAUACCUUGCAGAGAAUGAGAAAAAAGAAGAAACAUCCAGUAUUAUGGUAGAUGGACCGACGUCACAAUUAAGUCUGUGUGUUAGAUCAUGGCUGGGGCGGAUCAAAGUGAGGAGGACGGUGCUCAUCUUCUCUUCCUGUGUCAUUCUAUUCAUGUACAUGACGUUUUCAUUUUUCCGUAUGUUAAAUCACGACGGACUUAAUACGUACUCCUUCAAGUCUGGUUACAACGGGCACCUGUCCAAGAUUCACCUGCUGAACGCCAACGGAUUUUAUGAGAAUCCUGUUAAUUUCACCUCACUGAACGGGACUGUAUGGAACCAAACAGAUUUUAGGGAAAUUUGGAGUCACCCCCAACUAGACAUUUUACAUUAUGAGAAAAUACAAUUUCUUCCCAACUUCAAGAAUCCAUGUUGGUAUGAAGAUCUUCGAGAACCGAACGUAUACCAAUUCAACAAAUACACGGUCAUCUCUCGAAACAUUCGGACGACCAUGGCAGAACUGAUCGGGGAGUGGGCAAACCGCAUCGCCAAAGAGAGACCCGCACGACGCUUGCGCUGUUUGCCCUACUUCCUGAUUGUAGGGCAACCUAAAUGUGGCACCACAGACAUCUAUCGGAAGAUCGUCAAACAUCCUGACGUCAUCAAUCCGCCAAUCAAAGAGCUUCAUUGGUGGUCCCGAAAUCGACAGGGUCGUCGGUUGAACUACACCGAUAUUAUUCCACUUUCGGACUACAUCGAUAUGUUCGACAUGGCAGCCUUUCACAUCGAAAGACGAUACUCACAUGACCAAGAAAGCCAGAACCCGGAUGUUGUAUAUCAUCACACAAUAACAGGGGAAGCCAGUGCAUCCAUACUUUGGGAGAACGAUGACUGGUUUCACUUUAGAGAAAACAGCGGGUACACAGAACCCAAGUACACUAGCGCUGAUUACAUACGUCACGUCAUCCCGAGCGCCAAAAUUAUCAUCUGUGUUAGGAAUCCGACAGACAGGCUGUAUUCUGACUACCUUUAUUUUACCAAAACCAACAAAUCAUCAGAAGACUUUCAUCAGGCGGUAUCACAUGCGGUAGAGGUUUACAAAAACUGUACAAAACAGCACUCUGUCAGAUACUGUGUGUACAAUAGGACAAUCGCCUACCUGUCUAAGGUUCGCUUACGACUUGGGAUGUAUUCGGUGUUUAUCAAGGAUUGGUUUAGUGUGUUUCCCCGGGACCAGAUCCUGAUUGUCUCCCUUGAGGACUACGCCAAACGCACAAGAAAGAGUCUUAAUGGCAUUUUUAAAUUCUUGGAUAUGAGGACCCUUGACGGGGAGAGCAUGCGGUCAAUAGCGAAACUGAAAGUAGCCAACAAGCGGAAGAAGGCGGAUCGGACUGUUGGUGCCAUGUUGAACGAAACCAGGCGGCUGCUUAACGACUUUUAUGAACCAUAUAACCAGGAAUUGGCAGAUAUCUUGGAUGAUGACAAGUUUUUAUGGGAACCAGAGGAAAAUGAUUAUAACAGUUUGGAAGACAAGUGAAUCUUGAACCCGAAGUUAUAUUAUAACGUUUCAUUUUGUGAUAUUUGAUAUUUUAAGUGUAUGAGACGUGAUUGAUGCAUGUUGAUUGGUGUCUGAGUUUGCAAGUAUAUGUUCUUCUCUGUUAUGGAGUGUUAAAAACACUAAAUUAGAGUUAGGGGCACCACACGACGCGAUAACAUUCAGAGAAGUUGUAUCACAUCCCCAUCAUUCUUCGCGUUCGGACAUUGCUAGUCAUAACCCGAUAUAAAAAAAAUAAAUAACCACCUGUAUAUAAUUUAUAAUUAUAAACAAAUGCUAGGAUGAUGAUUACUUCUUUUGUGAAGUGGAAAACAAAACACUUCAAACAUUUCCUCCGUGUAACCUUCAACAACAAAAUUGAUGCGCAAUCAUUUUCAUGUAAAUGGAAAGGGAGGUAAUUACGUUUGUGUUGUGUUCAUGCUUACUUGUGACUGUAGUCGUCGAUGGUGCAACGGACACCUUAAUCCUUACUAAGUUAUAAUUGUUCCAUGUUUGGCAGUCGUCAAAAAUCGUUCAAAAUAUGAAUUAAUUUUGCGUACAAGUUGGUCACUAAUCCUGUCCAUUUUAAAACAUUUUACAGACGACGUGUGUUGAAAAUUUGAGGAUUUCCUCCGGUGUGGAGGUAUUUGAUUUCAUACAGUAUAAAAUUCAAAAUAAAUCUGAGAUGUUUCUUUUAGAUAACACGGUCACAUUCUGGUGCUAAUUAAUUAUCUCUGGUCACUGAUAUAUUAAGGCUGCUUUUUUCCAUCUUGGGGAUAGAGUUUUGAAAGGAAAAGAUCUUCAGUAAUAUCCGUAAAUGUUUGUUUAAAAGAUCUUCAGUAAUAUCCGUAAAUGUUUGUUUAAAGUCUGUUUUGAUUUUUUUUUAAAUGUUCUCUUCAAAUACCACCGUUGACCUGUUUCACAACGAAAUCCACCACCUGACGCUGUCGGCAAUAGUAUCAUUCUUUCUGUGCAUGCAAGUGAUAAUCAUAUUUAUUAUCUUUUUUAAAAUUUGUUCAUUUCUCAAAAUGAGAAGUAUUUACUUAUACACUGUGUGUAUAUUUUGUAUUCAUAUACAAUGUAUAUAUCGUUAAACAAUAUGUGUUACAUAAUCUUAAUAUACACCUGAUGUUCGUCAGGAUUGGGACAAUCCCGUUAACUUUUCAUACUUUCGGAAAUUCUCAGGUAUAUACACGCUUCAGAAGUCCUCAACUCUUGGGUAUAUAUACACGCGGGAUAAAAAAAAAAUCCAGUAUAUCCUGAAGUUUUAAUAUAUUCUGUGCUUUUAAAAGUUAUGUAACAUAUUGGGUCCAAGAAACGAAACAAACACAAGUAUGUGAUUUUAUUGAGUAUAAGAUAAUGGUAAAAGUAAAGAAGCAUACAGAAAGAGCAAUCUAAGAGUUCUAUACUAGCAGUCUGUUCAGAUUUUCUCUUUUACAUUCUGGGAUAAAUCUGGCAAGAAUCAAGUUGCAGGAAUGAUAAUUUGUCUCCAAGAAAUUGAUUUUCUUUCGGAGGAAAAAACAAUCCUGUAUGAAAAAUCUUACAGAAAAAAAAAAAAAAUGGAAAAAUCCUCCGAAGAUUUGUUUAAAAUCCUUAGAAAACUUAUUUUCCCCGUUAAAAAAAUUGUAAAAUUCGGAUAGUGAUUUAAUAAUUCCCGGGAUAUUUUGUUAGCUUUCUUUAAAUAUCUUACCCGCCAGAUGAGUGUUUUCUGUGACAAAGGAAAGUUCCCGAUUUGCUACUUGGGAUUCGGGGGAAUGGUCCGCGAACGUACAUGUAUUAGGCCUAUAGGCGAACUAUAUAUAUGAUGCAGAUAUCUUUAUAUGGGCAACUUUGAUUCAACCAAACAGCAAGAUCACAACUGAAUUAUCCAAUGCAGUAUUGCAGAUACGGGAUACUCUGAAUAAUUUGUUUCUAGACUGUGUUAUGAAUUGACAAAUCACCAUAAGAUAUUAUCUUGUAUAUAUGUGUACUUACAAUUGCUUUUUUCUAACUUGUGUAAAGAAUUUUCGUAGCGAGUGCUUUGUUUAAACCGCAUAGUCAUUUUUGUGAACCGUGUUGACAAAACAAUGCUCUUUAACAUAUAUUUUUGAUAUUAAGUAUUCAAAACUAAACUUGUUUUACAUUUAAUUUAAUAUUCAAUAUUUCCAUGUUGCAGAUAUCCCAAACCUUGUGAAACUGAGAAAUAGAUGCAAUAAAUUUCUUACACUAAA